CCCGCCGCCAGCCAUGGCCGACAUGAAGACGGGCAUCUUCGCCAAAAACGUCCAGAAACGCCUCAACCGCGCCCAGGAGAAGGUACUUCAAAAACUAGGAAAAGCAGAUGAAACAAAAGAUGAACAAUUUGAAGAAUAUGUACAAAAUUUCAAAAGACAAGAGGCAGAGGGUUCUAGGCUCCAGAGAGAAUUGAGAGCAUAUUUAGCAGCCAUCAAAGGCAUGCAAGAUGCCUCAAAGAAGCUUACAGAGUCUCUCCAUGAAGUCUAUGAGCCAGAUUGGUAUGGCCGAGAAGAUGUGAAGAUGAUUGGAGAGAAAUGUGAUGAACUUUGGGAAGACUUCCAUCAAAAACUGGUGGAUGGGUCGUUGUUGACCUUGGAUACAUAUCUAGGACAGUUUCCUGAUAUCAAAACUCGGAUUGCAAAACGAAGCAGAAAGCUAGUGGACUAUGACAGUGCAAGACAUCAUCUAGAAGCCCUGCAGAGCUCAAAAAGAAAAGACGAAGGAAGGAUUACCAAGGCAGAAGAAGAGUUUCAGAAAGCACAGAAAGUAUUUGAAGAGUUUAACACUGAUCUGCAAGAAGAGUUGCCAUCUCUGUGGUCACGGCGAGUUGGCUUCUAUGUGAACACCUUCAAAAAUGUAUCCAGCCUUGAAGCCAAGUUUCACAAGGAGAUAGCUUUACUAUGCCACAAACUCUAUGAAGUGAUGACGAAGCUGGGAGAUCAGCAUGCAGACAAGGCCUUCACCAUUCAAGGGGCACCAAGUGAUUCAGGUCCACUCCGUAUUGCAAAAACACCGUCACCACCAGAGGAGGCAUCUCCCCUGCCUAGCCCUACUGCUAGUCCCAAUCAUAUGCUGGCACCAGCAUCUCCGGCACCAGCCCGGCCUAAAUCACCCACACAGCUGAGGAAAGGUCCGCCAGUCCCACCACUGCCUAAGCUCACACCCACAAAGGAGUUGCAACAGGAGAACAUCAUUAACCUAUUUGAUGACAACUUUGUCCCAGAAAUCAAUGUGACAACUCCAUCACAGAAUGAAAUUCCUGAAGCUAAGAAAGAAGAAUCUUUGCUAGAUCUGGACUUCGACCCUUUCAAGCCAGAAGCUGUAUCAACAGGAGUAUCUCAUUCGCCCAUGUCUCAGACAUUGCCAUGGGAUCUAUGGACGACAAGCAGCGAAUUGGCGCAGCCGGCAUCCAGCACUGCAUUUAAUGGAUUUGCACAGGAUGCUGGUGCAUUUACAGUGCAAUCAAACGAGAACGUGACAGAGACUUUGACUGAGGCCGAAGAAGCUCCACCUGGAGAACCCAAGGUCGAGGAAACCCCUGCUGCUGCUGCUGUGGAAAAGGAGGCCAUCCCUGCUGAGCCUGCCAAGCCAGCAGAGCAGGCUGUGGACAGUGUCGAGGCAGGGGAUAAAGAGACAACUGGAGUUGCUGAGAAAGAGAGCGAGGUGGUAACUGCAGUGGAGGGGACAGUGGCAGCAGAAGACAGUCUGACAGUGGCAGCGGGAGCUGGUGAUAGUGCUGCUAUCACUGAGAAGGAGGCUGUUGCUGAAGGUGAAGAACCUCAGGGAGAAGAAAAGGAGGCUGAUGCAUCUCAGGAAAAGGUCAGCAGCAUCCCUUCAGUAGUAAUAGAGCCAGCGUCAAACAAUGAAGGAGAGGGAGAAGAACACGAAGUCAUCAUGAAUGAGUCCAAAGACGCUUCAGCAGAGUUAGGCACUCAGGGCGCUGACAGUUCUCCCAGUGAAACUUCCCAAGUUGGAAGUGAGCAGAAACCCACUGAAGAAAUACAGGCUGCACCUUCUCAAGAUCAGCAUGUUUCAUCAGAAGAUGCAGCUUCUGCCAUGCCACCCGGCUUUCUCUUUAAGGUUGAAGUUCUACAUGAUUUUAAAGCAGCUAACAGUGAUGAACUUAAUUUAAAACGAGGAGAUAUUGUACUAGUAAUUCCUUCUGAGACCACAGCUGAUCAGGAGGCUGGCUGGUUGACAGGCAUUAAGGAAUCCGAGUGGCUUCAGUACAGGGAUGCAAAUAGUUACAAAGGACUUUUCCCAGAGAACUUCACACGCCAUCUGGAGUAG
Cygnus atratus (black swan) is the source of this 2071-nucleotide messenger RNA. It is a transcript of the gene AMPH, whose product is annotated as amphiphysin. The coding region runs from base 14 to 2071 and encodes 685 amino acids. Gene Ontology annotation, molecular function: protein binding; phospholipid binding. Gene Ontology annotation, biological process: synaptic vesicle endocytosis. NCBI's taxonomy places the organism in Eukaryota, Metazoa, Chordata, Aves, Anseriformes, Anatidae. Gene Ontology annotation, cellular component: cytoplasm; plasma membrane; synaptic vesicle. The transcript is spliced from 22 exons. The record is from RefSeq and is a predicted model, not a curated record.